Messenger RNA from Phalacrocorax carbo (great cormorant), 1905 nucleotides. Lineage: Eukaryota; Metazoa; Chordata; Aves; Suliformes; Phalacrocoracidae. The record is from RefSeq and is a predicted model, not a curated record.
AUGGGGGAGCCCCCAGCCUGCCCUCAACCGCCCUUAUUUUCAGGGGUAUGUGGGAGGUUGAGGUGGUGCCGGCAGCAGUUUCCUCGUGGUCCCCUCAGGGUGGCUGCAGACACCUCCUCACCCCAGCCCGGAGGCCGCUGCCCUGGCGGUGUGCAUGGUUUGGGCUGGCGCUGGGUUCUGCUGCUGGGCUUUUGCUCACCUCAGGGUUGGCUGGAGCUGGUUCCAACUGAUUCCAGCCUAUGGAGAAGUGCACAUAAAGAUAGGAUAAAUAUGGCUUUUAAGGGUGAGGACCAUUUAGAUUCCCUUCCGUUACCUGUUCAGCGCAUGCACUUAAUUCAGGUGGACUCUGUUCAGCGAUGGAUGGAAGACUUGAAGUUGAUGACAGACUGUGAAUGUAUGUGUAUUCUCCAGUCCAAGCCAAUCAGCAUUGAGAAGGAUGAACAAAAUGAACUUAUCCUUUCCUCACGAUAUAGCACAUGUGAUAACUUACAGCUGCUGUUAAAAAGAGCUUGGAUCAUAAGCACAGAGUUGACCAGGAUUGCUCAAAAGCUGGAAAAAAAUAGAUGGCAGAGAGUCCACAGCAUGACAGUAAGAGUCAACUGCCAUGUACGCUCAAUGGUAAAUGAAUACAACACGUUCACCAGGAAUUCUUCAGAAGAAAUGCAUGAGUUUGAAAAACUUUUGAUAGACAAGUGUUCAGAAUUUACAGCAUUCACAGAAAGGUGCGUACAAACUGAAGAUGAACAUAUACUGAAGUCGAUGAAAUCUUGUAUUAAUGAAACACUCACUACUGUUGCUCAGUAUUUUGGCCAGUUAAUAGAGCUGGUUUUAACACAUGAGGCACAGAACCUGCUGAGACAAACUGAACUGUCGGAUAGUGUGUACAUCACUGAGUCAGCAAUAAGUAGUUUAUUCAGCCUUACCCAGGAAGGUGCCCAUCUGUGCCGUAUCAUAGCUAAGGAAGGAGGUGUAGUUGCCCUCUUUAAGAUCUGUCGCCAGGAUUGUUUCAGGUGCCUUUAUCCCCAGACACUGAGAACGUUGGCAUCCAUUUGCUGUGUAGAGGAAGGGAUGCACCAGCUGGAAAAGGUUGAUGGGAUACUGUGCCUGGCUGACAUUCUUACUGACAGCACCCAUUCUGAAGCUACUCAUGCAGAAGCAGCAGCAGUAAUUGCACAGAUCACAUCUCCACAUCUCACAUUCACUCAGCAUCUCAGCAGCUUUCUGGAAAAUAUGGAAGAAAUUGUAACAGCACUUGUCAAACUGUGCCAAGAAGCCUCAUCUGGUGAAGUUUUCCUGCUGGCUUCAGCAGCUCUUGCCAAUAUUACUUUCUUUGAUACCAUGGCUUGUGAAAUAUUGCUCCAGUUAAAUGCAAUGAAGAUUCUUCUAGCAGCAUGUUCAGACAAACACAUAGUGGAUACUCCAUACUCCCGAGAUCAGGUGGUAACAAUAUUGGCAAACAUGUCUGUCUUGGACCAGUGUGCUUCAGAAAUCAUUCAAGGAAAUGGUGUUCAACUUUUAAUGGAAAUGCUCUUUGAAAGAUCAUCUUCAGGAAAUUCAGCAGAAGUUGCUGCUUGUGAGCGAGUCCAACAGAAAUCUGCAGUUACACUGGCACGACUCAGCCGAGAUCCUGAAGUGGCAGAUGCAGCCGUAAAACUCAGCUGUAUUCCUCGCCUAAUUAAACUUUGCAGAUCACCAACUGAAAGAAAUAACAGUGAUUCUGUUUUAGUGGCAUGCCUGGCAGCCUUACGGAGACUAGCAGUUAUGAGUCCUGAUGGCCUUGAAGAUUCAGAUUUUCAGCAGCUUGUAAAGCCCAGACUUGUGGAUUCCUUUCUGCUAUGCACAAAUAUGGAAGAGAGCUUUGUAUAAAUGCGAGCCAAAAACAUUUGAAAAUAAUCAAGAUGAUAG